GACCACAAGAGGCGGCCUCGCCUGCCCUGUCCCGGCUCCUGGCGGCCCCGCCCGGCCCCGCCGGGAGCCGGGCAGCGGCGGGGCAGUUUCUCGCGCCCAAAUUCUCUGAUACCAAAUGAAAAAAAUAAUAAAUUUAAAAAAAUUCAGAUUAGGGCGCCAAAAAGUGAUUGCAGAAAUUGGAGCGCGCAAUCCCUCAUUGCAGUCCCACUAGGCACUCCAGUCUUCUCGAUCGCGCCUGACCCGGCCGCCGCCUCCGCCGCCGCCGCCGCCGUUGCCGUCAGACGACCUCCGGCCGGCGUCCCCACCUCUCGCCGGCCUCGCUUUCCCGCCAUCACCAGCCUCCUCGCUCUUCGUUCUUUGGAGGGUAUGAACCAUGCUUGCCAUUUCAUAGCUACGAAGUCCAUAAAUUUUGGUGCUGUUGCUGCCAAGAAGUCGUUCAUUUUUUUACCAAAGUUUUCUCAGCAGUCUUGCAUCCGGGGGAUUAGAAUGGAGAAGGGUCAGAACAACUGCCUAAAUGGUGGCGGCAGUGAGUCAAGAGGUGCUCUUAUUGUUCUAGAAGGAUUGGAUCGUAGUGGUAAGAGUUCGCAGUCAACAAGGCUGCUUUCUUUCUUGGAGGGACUGGGGCAUUCGACUGAACUGUGGCGAUUUCCGGACAGAACUACGAGCAUUGGUCAGAUGAUAUCUUCCUACCUCUCUAAUGAAUCACAGUUAGAUGACUGCACGACACAUCUACUAUUCAGCGCUAACAGAUGGGAGAAGAGAUCUUUGAUGGAAAAAAAGCUGAGAUCUGGUACUACCCUCAUUGUUGAUCGAUAUUCAUACUCUGGCAUUGCUUUUUCAUCUGCCAAAGGACUUGAUUUUGAAUGGUGCAAGGCACCAGAGAUUGGUUUGGUGGCCCCAGAUUUGGUCUUCUAUCUGGACAUACCACCUGAGAAAGCUGCAGAGAGAGGAGGAUAUGGAAAUGAGCGGUAUGAGAAACUUGAGUUUCAAAGGAAGGUUGGUAAAAGCUACCAGGCUCUGCGCGAUGCCUCAUGGCAGAUUGUAGAUGCUCUGUUGCCAAUGGAUGAAAUAGCAAAACAGAUGCAGGAGACUGCGAUCAAUUGUGUCUUGGAAUGUCAAAAGGGCAAGCGCCUUUCACAUCUAUGGUCAUGUUGAUUCUGUCUAGCAACAUUGAAGACCUCGAGCACUACUGGCUGGUUGUUUUAAGCUAGAGCGUUCUGCGGCUAUUUAUAUCUUAUCGUAAGAGGAAAAUCUUAUGCGCUGUUUAGCUAUGAAACUUUUUACCGUUUCAGGACCGGCAUGAAGUGUGAUAUUGCUUUGUGAGUCAACAGUAUUACAAUGAGUUUUGCGCGCGGAGUUUUGUCUACAUUUGGAUUUUCUCUUUGUAUUUCGUGUUUGUAUCACCCUAAGAUGGAUUGUCAAACAAAUUUUAUCCUCUAACGAUUAUGAAGUCAUUAUAUUGGAUUACACAUUCGCGA
Eucalyptus grandis is the source of this 1478-nucleotide messenger RNA. Its product is annotated as thymidylate kinase. The transcript is spliced from 7 exons. NCBI's taxonomy places the organism in Eukaryota, Viridiplantae, Streptophyta, Magnoliopsida, Myrtales, Myrtaceae. Gene Ontology annotation, biological process: dUDP biosynthetic process; dTTP biosynthetic process; dTDP biosynthetic process. Bases 367 to 1155 code for a protein of 262 amino acids. Gene Ontology annotation, molecular function: ATP binding; dTMP kinase activity. The record is from RefSeq and is a predicted model, not a curated record. Gene Ontology annotation, cellular component: nucleus; mitochondrion; cytosol.